AUGCCCACAACAACAACAAGAGAACCUCAAGGGGUACCCGGUACCUCUGGGCAACAAGACCGCACCGUUACAAAGCAGCACGUUGCCAUGAGAGGGGGUAGCAACCAUACUACUACAACUUCAACUACAGUGCCUUCUCCAUCAAGACAUCUUUUACAGUUUUUUCAAACGGAUAGCGACCAUGAUGUGUCUUUAAACAUUUACCGUGGUCGUCGUCGUCAUCAACAUGAUCAUCAGCAACGCUACACUUUUUACUACGAACCCUAUCAACACAGCACCACCAACCAUCGUCGUCAUCGUCAGCGACAUUCAUCAUCAAAAGCCUCCUCCUCACCCUUGUUUCCCGAUCUUCCAUCCUUCUCUUCCUCUUCCUCUUCUUUUUCCUCUUCUUCCUCUUCAUCUUCUUACUUGGUCGAUUCUUCUAGUCCCAGUGAUGAGCAAUUGAUAUUCCAUUCUGAUAUUAUGGAUGAUACAGCCAUUUUCGAUGAUUUCACCCAAUUGGCUGCAGCUGAAGAUACUUUCAUUCCUUCUUCUCCUUCUACUACUACCAUUGUUCCCGACGAUGAUUUCGUAUUGUUUCCUUAA
Molecule: messenger RNA, 585 nt
Organism: Lichtheimia ornata
Lineage: Eukaryota; Fungi; Mucoromycota; Mucoromycetes; Mucorales; Lichtheimiaceae
Exons: 1
Coding region: 1-585 (194 amino acids)
Source: RefSeq, a predicted model, not a curated record